AUGGUCGUGUGGCACGACAUCUGCACCGGCAAGCCGCUCGAGGCGCCGCGGCAUGUGUACUGGGACGCAUUUGCGGACACCAAGGGCACAGAUGCGGAUCCGAAGCACGUCGCUGCGCUCGCCCGGCAGCUUGCUGCGGUAGGCAAGCCGGCGGAUGACGAAGUCCUGCCGUACCUUCGCGCCUUGCACUAUGUGUCGCGGGAUAAGAGUGCGUGCGAGCACUUGGAUAGCGAGUCGUUCUUCCAAAGCCUGUUUCCGUAUGCGUCCGCUGUCAACCUCGCGCGACGCGACCAGGUCGCGUACGAGGCGUUCUGCACGCUGAGCAACAUGCUGAUUCACUUCCAGUCGCACGUCCAACUCUUUUCGCGGACGUACUUGGACUCGCUGUUCGACCAGCUGGACUCGAGUGAUUUUGAGCCGACGGAAGAAGAAUACGCGGAUGAGCAGGGCCCCUAUUCGCUGCUGUGCCUAUGUCUCGUGUAUUGCACCAUAGGUGACUACUUUAUCGGGACGAACAUGCUCACGACGCUGCAGUUCCGCACGUACCUGGACCACCACAUCGCCAAAUACCUUCCGCCGCGCGAUACGCCCACGAGCUCAUGGAAGCCGCCGAACUUUUUCGUGUUCCUGCUCGCGACGGCUGUGAACAUGGUGCGGAAACAGAACGAGUACAUGCACUCGUUUUUCCUGCCGGCCCUGUAUGCGUUCCACGCCAUGGCGGUCGGCUCGCCAUGCAUGCUCACGCCGCCUCUGAUGUAUGCGCUCACGCUCUUGGUCCUCGUGCGCCCGUAUGUGCCUGAGGAAGAAAAGGGCCGCACGCCGCCGCUCGUCGAGAUCACGGACAAGCUCGCGCACAUCACGGCGUCGUUGAUCGAGCGGUACGUGUGCGACUCUGAGGAAGAAAGCGACCGGCUCUUGGCGCAGGACGGUGUGCAGGGCCAUUUGGAAGGCCUGCUGUCCCCGUGCAUUGCGUACCUCUCGACGCUCGUGGGCAUCUUACCAGACUUGAUCGAUGUCGCGGAACAGCGCUUCUUUGAGAAGCAGGGCGACGAAGAGCGCCCGACGAAGCCGCGCUCGCCCAAGUUCAGUCAGUUCCUCUGCUCUGCCGCCUAUCCCAUGCUGGGCAGGUACUUUGGCGACGUGAUGCUGCUGCUGAGUGACGGUAAUACGGACUUUUUGCUGAAGCGAUUCGAUAUACAAACGUGUGCGGCUGUGAUCAGCGACCAGUACUCGCGCAUGCAGUCUACGGUCAAGGACCUCCGAGGCAAAGAGGGCGACAAGCCCCUCGCGGAGGUCACCGUGCACGAGGCAGGCGAGCAGGUGCCUGGCUCCCUGUCGCUCGAGGAGCUCGUUGAAGGUAUCCGGGAGCUCGAGCAGGAGGGCAAGACGCUGCUCGACGCCCACGAGGAAGAUCUGAAGGAGGACAGAGUCGACGACGACCUGCAAAACAGGAUCCUCGAGCUCCAACAAAAGGACACAUUGUCCGAGGACGAAGAAAAAGAGCUGGACGUCCUGACCCACUUGAAAGAGGCCCUCGACGCCGAACUUCACCGUAGGAUCGAGUCGUGA
Molecule: messenger RNA, 1569 nt
Organism: Malassezia restricta
Lineage: Eukaryota; Fungi; Basidiomycota; Malasseziomycetes; Malasseziales; Malasseziaceae
Exons: 1
Coding region: 1-1569 (522 amino acids)
Source: RefSeq, a predicted model, not a curated record